CGGCCACGCCUCUUUUAAAAACACACGCCCUCAAGUUCGCCUCCGGCUUUCUCAGAGCCUCCACUUGGAACAAGAAACGAGCGUUGCGAGACGGCGGCUCGUCGUCUACCUCUGAACUCGAGCAGAAACUUACAUUUGGAACUUCCUCCUCGGGCCAACUUUUAUUACUCCUAACUAUGGCCGAAAAGGUGGAGGAGGUCAAAUCGUACAACGACGGCGAGGACCCGCUGGCCAACGGCUCGUCCCGCAGCGGCGGCCGGUCCGCGGAGCCUCUCUCCCGGCGCGUGAGGCGGAUAGUGGAGGCCAACCUUCUGGUGAUCCUCACCGUGGCCGGCGUCAUCAUUGGCGUCUUCAUCGGUCUCGGCGUCCGUAACGUGGAGCUCUCCCGCACCCAAGUCAUCUACAUCGGUUUCCCCGGUGAGUUGCUCAUCCGCCUCCUCAAGAUGAUCAUCAUCCCCUUGGUGGUGUGCAGUCUGGUGUCUGGGGCGGCCAGUAUCGACCCCAAAGCCUUGGGCAAGCUGGGCGGAUGGGCCAUGCUCUUCUUCCUCGUGACCACGUUGAUCGCCUCGUCCAUCGGGGUUGUGAUGGCCUUCAUCAUCAAACCGGGUUCGGUGACGCUGACCAAACCUCAAGUGGCCGGUUUGGAUGACGGCGUGCCGGAACCCAAAGAGGUCAUCGAUUCCUUUUUAGACUUGAUUAGGAACAUCUUUCCCUCCAACUUGGUGUCUGCUGCCUUUCAGUCUUACGCGACAAGCUACAAGCUGGUGAGCACAAAUGGCACAAAUGGCAUCCCAAACAUCACGGUGGAGAAGGUUCCCUUUGGAACCGACCAGGAUGGGAUGAAUAUUCUGGGCCUGGUGGUGUUCGCUAUCGUGUUUGGUGUGGCCUUGAGAAAGUUGGGGGAGGAAGGCGAGAUCUUGAUUAAGUUCUUCAACUCCUUCAAUGAAGCCACCAUGGUGUUGGUGUCCUGGAUCAUGUGGUAUGCCCCCUUAGGUAUUAUGUUUCUUGUUGCUGGCAAGAUUGUUGAGAUGGAGGACGUCGGCACGCUUUUCGCAAGCCUGGGAAAGUACAUAACGUGCUGCAUUGUUGGGCACUGCAUCCAUGGCCUCAUUGUGUUGCCUGCGAUCUACUUCAUCAUCACGAGGAAGAACCCGUACACCUUCCUGUGGGGAAUAUUCACAGCUCUGACCACCGCCUUUGGAACGGCCUCCAGCUCCGCCACACUCCCCCUGAUGAUGAAGUGUGUGGAGGAAAAUAACGGUAUCUCCAAGCAGAUCAGCCGCUUCAUUCUUCCCAUUGGUGCCACGGUCAACAUGGACGGAGCCGCGUGCUUUCAGUGCGUGGCUGCCGUUUUCAUCGCCCAGCUGAACGACUAUUCCCUCAACUUCAUCCAAGUCAUUACCAUCCUCGUGACUGCCACGGCUUCAAGUGUUGGUGCCGCAGGAAUACCCGCUGGUGGGGUGUUGACUCUCGCUAUCAUCCUGGAGGCAGUCAGUUUACCCACCAACGAUAUCUCCCUCAUCUUGGCAGUUGACUGGCUGGUUGACCGUACAUGCACAGUACUGAACGUUGAGGGCGAUGCCUUCGGAGCAGGACUCUUGCAGUUCUUCGUAGACCGUACCUCCAAACGAGAGGAAGGAGCAGAGUUGGGCGAGGUCGUACCUGUCACGCUUGCCCCUGAACAUUCUCCGCUCAUUGAGAUAAAAAGUAAAGGACAAAAUGAUAACAACAAAAAUACACACCAGGAUACAGAAUCUGUCAUGUAAUCCAGUUCUGGACGUCACAUUUGACCUCAUUUAAACAUUACCGUUGAAUCCACAGACUCUGGACCAUCUAAAAAUGGUUUGCAGAGCAAGCAUGUACUUCAUGCAGCACAACAACAGUUAAUUUUUUAUUUUUAUUUUUAAUAUUGUCGCAUUUGGACAAGCUAUCUCAAAAUCAAUCUCUCGGGACAGUUCAUAGAAAUAUGUGAAUGUAGAAGACCAAUUUUUGCCUAAAAGGUUUGUUUCAAACUAUAGUAAUUUAUUGAAGGUCAAGUAGGAAUAUGUAUCUAUUGUACCUCUUUUACAAUUUAAAAAUCCUCUAUUUUGCUGUUGGACACUGCACCUGUAUGAGAUAAAUGGUGAUCGUCGUCACUUUUUAAUUGCGAUUAACAAAAAGGUUGAUGGCAGUUUAGCAUUGGGAGACUGCUUGCUUGUCUUCAUCUCAACCUGCUGUCUUCGCAUACUAUUCAGUAAUUGUGUAUAUCAUAUGUGCUUUGGUGGUUAUGUGGUCUAUGUUACAGAUUUUCCCCAUGUUCUACUCAUAACGUUGGCAAUAUCUAUUCCUUAGAGGAGUUUGGAGUUUUUAGCCUCAUCAAUUUCCCUCCGUGUGUACUUUGCUAAACUAGCAUCAGGACUGUAAACCAGUCAACCUUUAGCUCGACACUACUACGUUGGUAACAUAACUUAUUUGUAAUAGUGUUCCUAUCACACUAAAUUUCUGGGUUGUAAGUUUUACUUUUUUGGAAUGUAUAAUCAAAACAAAUAAGGUGCUAAACAUACCGUGCUAAGCUAGCAUUAGCACUGAAAAAAUGGUAAAUAAUACCUAGCCACAGCUGCUACGUUGGUAGGAUUACUUAUUUGUUAUUAUAACAUGAAAUUUUGUCAUUUUAUUACUUUUUUUAUCAAUUAAAAAGGGAAUAUAAGUGAUAAAGGUAAUUAAAAAUGAAACGUGAGCAGACAAUUUGCUAAUUCUGCUUCACUUCUGAAUUCUCUCAGCCUUUGCUGCUUCUCUUCAUUAUUAUGCCCAUCAGACGAGAGUUCUUCACAGAUUAUUUAAAAAUGAUUCAGAAAAGCUCUUGAAGCCCAAGCUAACAGGGCAGUGGUAGGCUGAGAAGUGGACGUGUGAGUGUCCAGCUGUUAUUCCACCUAAAAGAAAAAAAAAUUGUAAUCUCAUCUUUAAUGGUUGAUAUUUGCCUUGUUGGAAUUGUGAACAUUGAUUUAAAUAGGAUGGGAAUAUGUCUGUAUUCUGAACUCCCUUUUUUAUGCAAUACUGGAGGUCUCUGCCCAAAGUUAAAAUCAAAACGGUUUUAAAACGGGAAACUACUGUUUAUCUUACUCAUUCCAUAGCAUGCCUCAACAAGGAUAGUAUUCAUUUGUAAUUGCAAGUGUCAUUUUCAAAGUAGAUGUCUGUCAUAGUACCAAGACAAAGCAGUGGGUGGCCCCACAGUAGCACAAAGCAUCCAGCUUGAUGAAUAAUUUAAAAAAGAAGCCAAGCUAAUUCUCACAACGAGCCUCUGGUCACUUUCUGAUUGGUUAUCGUGUUGUUUCACGUCACAACUAAAGAUUCUGUGGCCAUCGAUAUUUCUGUUAACUAUAUAUGAACAUUUGUCGUUUUAAAUUUACCAUUGUCUGCGCCCCGUUUUUUUUAAUGUUUUUGUUUUAGGGGAAAAACACUCAACGCAGCCCAUAACACAAAAAAAUCACUUAGGAUACUAUACAUUAAUCCGUCAUUUGUUGACUUUGAUCGGGAGGUAACAAUGCUGAAAUUUGGCCCGAUGAGCGGUAUGUGGGCACCACGCUUAGAAGUACUAUGGUCAUUUAAGAGGGAAUCAAAAGCACCUCUGUUGGAUUCAAUCAACUAGUACUCUUUUCAAUGGUGUAAAGUGUCAAUAAGCAAUGUAUUGAUCACUUUGUUUCUGCCCUCAACGUUUCCUCACGUACAACAAAAGUGAACAAUAGCACUAAAUUUGUAUACGUGCUCAUGUACCAAAGCCGAAAUACAUUGGAUUUAAAAAUUGGACCAUGAUGCUACUACAUUUCAGGUUGAUCUCUCCCUUUGUUUCUGCUUUUGAGCAAAAAUCUUAACUACAUGAGGGAGGUUGCUUUAUUUAUUUUUGCCACCCAAAGAAAUGCAUUUGCUUUUUUUUUUUUUUUUUUUUUUUUAGCCCAAAGAAAGCAAGCACAAAUGCUUGACAAUCUUAACACCCAGUUGUACAUGUCUGACGACGUAUGAGCGUCAAAGUCUGAAAGACUAAAAAGUAAGGCUUUUGUAUAUCUUUAAUCAAAAAUGCAGACUUCUUCCCUCCAGUUUGUGUAUACACACGUGUGUAGUGUGUGUACAAGUAUAUAUCUCAUCUGUUCUCAUGUCAAGGACUCAUUGGGUGCUUCCUCUUGGUUCCAGGUCUUUGAUCCCUCCUUUUUUGCGUCUAAAAUACAGUCUUUGUAGGAGCACACCAUUCGUCACACUAGUUUUUCUUUAAUUUCUGUGGUUAUCUUUUAAAAUUGGGAGAUGUCAGGGAAGUGAGUUAAUAGCUAAAUAAACUGCCACACCAUCCGUUAACUAGUUUAUAUUUAAAAUGGUAAAUGCUUGGUACGAAUGUGUCCACUGGUUGCUGUCAAUAAUAUGGAAUCAAUUCUGUGUAUUUUAUAUAUGUGCACAAGGGGAAAGUCAGUCUUUUCAGUUUUAAACAAUAAAUGCUUUUUCAAAAUUUUG
Molecule: messenger RNA, 4476 nt
Organism: Syngnathoides biaculeatus (alligator pipefish)
Lineage: Eukaryota; Metazoa; Chordata; Actinopteri; Syngnathiformes; Syngnathidae
Gene: slc1a5
Product: solute carrier family 1 member 5
Exons: 8
Coding region: 177-1766 (529 amino acids)
Biological process (GO): L-aspartate import across plasma membrane
Cellular component (GO): plasma membrane
Molecular function (GO): L-aspartate transmembrane transporter activity; neutral L-amino acid transmembrane transporter activity; symporter activity
Source: RefSeq, a predicted model, not a curated record